This is a messenger RNA of Saccoglossus kowalevskii, 687 nucleotides long. RefSeq names its product hepatitis A virus cellular receptor 1-like. The record is from RefSeq and is a predicted model, not a curated record. Lineage: Eukaryota; Metazoa; Hemichordata; Enteropneusta; Harrimaniidae.
AUGCCAACAUUGCCAAGCAGUGCUGUGAUGCUCACAUUUCCAAUUAGUAUUGUGAUGCCAACAUUGUCAAUCAGUGUUGUGAUGCCAACAUCGCCAAUCAGUGUUUUGAUGCUCACAUUUCCAAUCAGUGUUGUGAUGCCCACAUUGCCAACCAGUGUUGUGAUGCAAACAUUGCCAAUCAGUAUUGUGAUGCCAACAUUACCAACCAGUGUUGUGAUGCCAAAAUGGCCAAGCAGUGUUGUGAUGCCAACAUUGGCAACCAGUGCUGUGAUACCCACAUUGGCAACCAGUGUUGUGAUGCCAACAUUUCCAAUUAGUGUUAUGAUGCUCACAUUUCCAAUUAGUGUUUUCAUGCAAACAUCGGCAAGCAGUGUUGUGAUGCAAACAUUGCCAAGCAGUGUUGUGAUGCAAACAUCGUCAAGCAGUAUGGUGAUGCCAACAUUGCCAAGCAGUGUUGUGGUGCUCACAUUUCAAAUUAGCAUUGUGAUGCCAACAUUGUCAAUCAGUGUUGUGAUGCCAACAUCGCCAAUCAGUGUUUUGAUGCUCACAUUUCCAAUCAGUGUUGUGAUGCCAACAUUGCCAAGCAGUGUUGCGAUGCACACAUUUCCAAUUAGUUUUGUGAUGCAAACAUUGCCAAUCAGUGUUGUGAUGGCAACAUUUCCAUUCAGUGUUGUGAUGCCAAAAUGA